Molecule: messenger RNA, 699 nt
Organism: Ooceraea biroi (clonal raider ant)
Lineage: Eukaryota; Metazoa; Arthropoda; Insecta; Hymenoptera; Formicidae
Molecular function (GO): nucleic acid binding
Source: RefSeq, a predicted model, not a curated record
AUGCGGAAACAUAACAUCAAUCACUACUCCACGUAUUCGGUGUUGAAAGCUUCGAUCGUCGAGCGAUUCAACCGAACGUUGAAGAAUAACAUGUGGAAGAUGUUUACGCUCAACGGAAAUUACAAGUGGGUCGACGCGCUACCGCGGCUCGUUGCGGAGUACAACACCCGAAAAUAUCGAACGAUCGGCAUGCGACCCGCCGACGUUACCCCCGCGGACGCUGAGAGACUCUUAAGUACGGUGUACAGCGCGAUAAAGAUAGCGGGUCCAGCCAGGUUCAAAGUAGGCGACUCGGUACGCGUCAGCAAGUACAAGACGGUCUUUGAAAAGGGCUACACACCAAAUUGGACCACCGAGGUGUUUAAGAUCGUCAAAGUGCAACAUACCAAUCCUGUGACCUAUAUACUCGAGGAUUAUCGUGGAAAAUCUAUUUCUGGAGCGUUCUACGAGCAUGAGUUGCAUCGUGCGAAGUAUCCGGACGUGUAUCUCGUGGAGAAAGUACUGCGCAGGAGAGGUGACAAGGUCUACGUGAGGUGGUUGGGAUUCGAUGGAUCGCACAAUUCAUGGAUACACAAGGCAAUGCUGUUUAAUACAUUUAUUUCUUUCUUCGCAAACAUAAGGAUAUAUAACAAUAUGAUGUAUACAAUCUAUGAAAAUAUAAGAAAAUACAAUGAAAUACAACUCUUUAUUAUCCUAUGA